CAUCCGAAGAUUCAGCGGGGACACCCACCUCGAUCGGCAGCUACCCCGCGGGUUCACACUCCCAACCCAACCCUUUCCUCCCUCCGCACCGCUUGCCCCCACGCGCCAUCGGCGUCGUCGGGCGGCGACAGCGAAAUCCCGGCGGAAUAACGCGUCGCCGUCAGCCGCAGCCACCGGUCCGGUCGGUCUCGCCGGGGCGCGAGGCGUCGGUUGGGAGCGGAGGGAGGAGCGAUGGAGCCCCUGGAGGCGGCGAUAGCGAUCGUCUUCAACGCGCUGCUGCUGGUGUUCAUGGUGAAGCUCUUCUUCGCCAUGUUCCAGAUGAAGCUCGUGGUCAUCCUCUUCUACCUCGUCGUCGUCCUCUUCGCCCUCGCCUUCUCCGGCCGCGGCCCCGGCGGAUUCUAGCAAGCCUCUUCCCUCUUCUCGCCGGUACCGCCGCCAAGGUUAGGUAUAGGCCCUUCGUUUUUCUUUCCUCUUGUUUCCGUCGGCUCGGGGAUCAAUCAGGAUCCAUCCUUCAAGCUCUACAGACCAGUGCUUCAUACUUCUUACUGUACAUCUUUGAGAUCAUAUAUACCUACCUCGGUGCAUGUUUUGUUGGAGGUUGGAACAGGGGAGAUUUACUCACUCAGAGCUGCAGAUUGUGUCAACUGAACUCGGCCCGCCAAUUGACAAGUAGUGCAGCUUAUGUCGAGUUACUCGCCGCUUUCUUCGAUUGCUCUGUACAAUCUUACUUGUGGAUCCGUGAUGUGGCCUCUGCUACUGCUUAGGGGUGCUCUUCUUCUUGGAAAUCUAGGGACGGAGUACUUUUUUUUCUUCUUCUUCA
Molecule: messenger RNA, 820 nt
Organism: Hordeum vulgare subsp. vulgare (domesticated barley)
Lineage: Eukaryota; Viridiplantae; Streptophyta; Magnoliopsida; Poales; Poaceae
Exons: 2
Coding region: 232-402 (56 amino acids)
Source: RefSeq, a predicted model, not a curated record